Molecule: messenger RNA, 1389 nt
Organism: Calliphora vicina (urban bluebottle blowfly)
Lineage: Eukaryota; Metazoa; Arthropoda; Insecta; Diptera; Calliphoridae
Exons: 3
Coding region: 806-1231 (141 amino acids)
Source: RefSeq, a predicted model, not a curated record
CAACAAAGAAGCAGACAGAAAGAACAUAAGCUGAGGGAAUGCUGGUAAAACUGUAUCGUUUCAACCUAAUUGGAUUAUCUUUACUAAUUUGUUUCUUUUCUUCUUUUUUUUCAGGUAUUUGAGUUUGGGAAAGGUUGUGGCUUAACUCCACCACAUGACUUUUAGACCAUUCCCAGGUUGGUGUUUCCACUGCGAGCUGACCACUCGCAUACUCUCCUGGUGGAACCCUUAUCAAAUAGGCCACUGAGCCAAUAAAUAUCUGUAGAUAGAAACUAACAUCAAACCAAAACAAAAAAAAUACUAACAUUAGAAUUAAGCCAAAAAUUUUCCUCAUAAUAGGGUACGGCCACGAUCAAGGCAGUCAGAACUGCUGGCCAACUGGGAUAGUACCACCCACGCAAAAUUUUUCUUUAAUCCCCAUAGGCGUAAUGUCAAGUGGAUUUUGCUAAAGGGCACUGCAACAAUGUAUGGAUUUUCUUAAAGAAAUAAUCAAUAAUUACAAAUUUAAAGAAUACACAGCAUUUGAACGAUCUCAUUGUUUAUUUAACAUGAAUUUUAAUUUUAAAAAGUGUUUAACUAUAUUUCUAUUCUAUAAUUCCUUAAUAAUUAUUGUAAAAUCUCUAGAUGAAAAUGAUGUAAGUUAAAUAUAAUUAUCUUAAAUAUUUUAUAUACAUAAUUAAUACGUUUUCUACAUUUCAUACAUUUCCUAAUUAAUUAAUAGAACUCUGAUGAGUUGGAAAUUUAUAAACAUUUGUUUGCCAAAUUGAAUAAAGUCAUAGAUGGAAUUGAUUUAGUGCAACAAAAUAUGGAAUCAUUGGAAAAAAGAAUGAAUAAUUUUGAAAUUAAAUUGGAUCAAUCUGCUAUUACGAUAACGUCCACCCAGAGUACAAUAACCACCACCCAGGCUAACAAAGAAAGCCUUGUCGAAGAGCCAAAUUUUUCACCGGAAUCUUCCGAUCUUUAUUGUUUUAAUGAAAAUUGGAGACUAGUUCAACAACAUGCGGAUGGCUCGAAAAAGAUUUAUCGUGAUUGGAAAGAUGUUGAAGCAGCCGUUGGUAAUAAAUCAAAUGUAUUCUUAGCGCGCCUUGAAAAACUGUAUCGUUUAGCGUCUUUAAAACCUGAGGAUAUUUUGGUGAAAACAAAGAAUUACGAUAAUGCUAGACGUAAUAUUCCAAAAAUUAGCAUUGAAGAUGAAGUAUAUAACGAUGUAUACGAUUUAAAUGAGUAUUAAACAGAAUGUUUUCCAAAGUGUGCCAGGUAUCUAAAUAUAUCCAAAACACUUGGUAGAAUUCAACGGAUUGCAGGUUUUAAGAUAUUUUUUAGUUUGUGGUUUCAUUAAAUAUUUAAUAAAUUUCGUGGGAUUGAAUGAAAACGUAAAUAAUACCUUAA